Molecule: messenger RNA, 1053 nt
Organism: Colletotrichum destructivum
Lineage: Eukaryota; Fungi; Ascomycota; Sordariomycetes; Glomerellales; Glomerellaceae
Exons: 1
Coding region: 1-1053 (350 amino acids)
Source: RefSeq, a predicted model, not a curated record
AUGCCGGUCCUCGCAGAAAAACUCCACAACAUCCCCAGUACGUCGUCCCUUCCUACGUACUCGUCCGUGACAGAGGUCGAGCUCGCCGAACUCUCGCCUUCGACAUCAUCUUCCAGCCUCCCGCCAACAUAUGACGACGCGACUGCCACGGCUACCGCCGCCACGGUCUGGGCCUCGACAGGCAGAAGAGAUGUAACCGCCAGCAGCUCGAGCGAGCCAUCAUUGGCAGCCUUCGCCCCCACGGCGCACUUCCAAAUCGAAGCCCUGGGGAAGCAAUGGCUGUCGCUGCCCGUCGGCACGCGCCCGGACCCGAUCCCGGUCCACCGCGUCGAAGCGGGGUCCUGGGACCCCGGGUCCCUCCCGGCGUACGUCUCCCUCCGUUUCUCCCGCAGCGACAACAGCUGCCACCUCGUGCGGGGCGACGACGCAUCCCAGACCCCCGUGUGCACUACACUCUACCGCUUUGGGCCCGGCAGGCCGCCCGUCUUCCGCCUUCCACAGUCGCUCGUCUCCCCUCACGGGCCCCCAGCAACCCCGGCAAGAGAAUCAAUGCAGGUGGACGACAACGACGACGACGACGACGACGACAGAGUUAGGGCUAACGAUGGGGAACUGGACCUCCCCAUCGUGUCCAAUUCACUCACCACGAGGGCACAGCGGCUCAAGACGCCCCUGGGGACCUUCCAGUGGCGCUACGCCUCGAGCCGGGAACGCGCCACCGCCGUCGAGGGCGCUGACAACCUCCUCGUCUGCGAGCUCGUGCGGAGCGUCGCGGUGGCGGGCGGGAAGAAGACCCAGGAGGAAGCCGCGGCGACGGUCGCGCAGUUUGUGCGCGGGCCUGGGACGAGGACCAAGGGGUCCGGUCGCAGCACGGCGGGGAACGGGGGCAGGCUGAUGGUUGAUUUGACGCGGUGGACGGAUCGGAAGGACGGCGCGAGGGAUGCGGUCGAGGUACUCGUUGUCGCGAGCUGUGUGUGCAUGUUGAAGAAGGAGGUGGACCGCAGGAGGAUCCAGCAGGUGAUGAUCAUGGCCGGAGGAGCGAGCGGCGGCUGA